Messenger RNA from Candidozyma haemuli, 1689 nucleotides. RefSeq lists its product as uncharacterized. Gene Ontology annotation, biological process: conjugation with cellular fusion. Bases 1 to 1689 code for a protein of 562 amino acids. The transcript has a single exon. The record is from RefSeq and is a predicted model, not a curated record. Gene Ontology annotation, molecular function: phosphatidylinositol binding; protein binding. NCBI's taxonomy places the organism in Eukaryota, Fungi, Ascomycota, Pichiomycetes, Serinales, Metschnikowiaceae. Gene Ontology annotation, cellular component: mating projection tip.
AUGCCAGUUUUAGGCCACCAGGUCAGAAACUUGAAGAUCUCCUCCCCCUCCGUGGCAGACCAUGUCAAUUCGAAACUCAGGGCAAAUGUUAUCCUUGUCGCCAAGUACGACUUUCUCGCCGAGUCCUCUUCGGAAUUGUCUGUCAAGAAGGGUGACGUGCUCAAGCUCUUGGACAAGCUCUCCAAUGGUUGGGUGCUCGUGAAGUCCGUUGAACGUGUAACUUCACCAGGACUCGUGCCGUGUCUUUACGUGGAUAUUGCUGUCAAUGACACGCUCAAUCCCAUUACUUUACAGUGGCUUCAUGAAACAAGCACUUCCACAUCCACAGUUUUGGGAAACACUACAUUCUACGACGCUGAAGUGAAGCAGCUUCUCAGGAACAACUCGCCUAUCACUAUCAACAACAGACCUUACCCGCUCGCUGCUUCUAUCAACAACUUUCUCAUGUACGACAAUCGCUAUUGGUACAGGCUUGACAUCACCUAUAGUACCCAAGAAAGGGCGUAUUUGUGUCGGUAUUACCAGGACUUUUAUACCUUACAUGCGUCUCUCCUUGAGCAUGUAGACCAGUGGCUGCUGGCGUCGAAGGAACAGGAGCUACCCUCUUUCUUGAAGUUGCCCAAGUUACCGGAACCUAUCCCCAGUAACAAAAGAGAGUCUUCUGAGCUUAGAGAGCUCCUUGUCAAACGUUGCAAAGACCUUGAUGAGUAUAUCAACCUGCUUAUCUCGAAUAAGCAUUACCAAGUUCUGCCUCCGUUGCUCAAGUGGUUGGACGCAAAGUACGAGAAGUCACCCGGCUUUAUUGUUCCAGAGCAGUUGAACGAGACUAAUGAUAUCAUCAACGAGAAAGUAUUGCCGGGAUCUGUGAAGAUAUACUCUAAAGCGAAGAUCGAUAACGGAACCGAAAGUGAAAGGCUCCAUGCUGUUUUGGAUAAGCGAGAGGAGGAGGACCAAGCGAAAAAGUUCCCCAUGUCCUCUCCAAAUCCAAAUGACAGGCAGCAACCCAAACAGCCGGUGUCACGGAACAUUUAUAAUCAUUACCAACAAAUUGUUGGGUUCCAGGGCGACCUUCAACGCGCCAAAACCACUCGUGAUCUUCAAAGAUCGAAGACAGCGAAGGAUAUCCGGCAGGGCCCAACAAGAAAGGCUCCCCCUGGAGAACCUGAUCGUCCGUUCACGAGACUGAAGACAACACUACAGCCCCAACGGGCCGCCACUGCCCCCACAAUGGUUCACACAAGCCCCCCUCCUAAGCCUGUGUCAAUCGGAUCUGUCAACGGUAAUCCGUUUGCAAGGAUGAAGUCUGUAAGGAACACGAGCGGCUCUGAUCAUUCAGGGCGGACAACUUCUCUCGCAACUUCAGCCGGGGAUCACUCAUUUGACACAAGCAUUCUUUCGCUGCCUCCUUCGACACAAAGUCGAUCGAUUCAGGGCACGCCGGAACUUGGCACGCCUCAAAUAAAGUGUGAGAUAAAAACACAGAAUCAAGAUAAGCUUUCUGUUAGGAUAAACAAACCAGACGUGACUUCCUUGGCUGAGUUCAAACGCUUGAUUUACCAGAAAGUUGCUUUUAACAAUCUUUACAUAAACAUGCCACAGUCCGAUACCUACGAAGAAAUGGAUGCUACCCUGGUUGACCUCCUAGAGCACAUUCGUUCUUGUGAGAAUGUAAAUGUGCUUGUUACCUAA